CCUCCGCGACGCUUCUUCCAGGACGAAGGCGAUUUUCCGGAUCGGUCUCCCUUUAUCCGAAAACAUCCGCCUGUCGGAGCCCCUCAUCCGGCCGCUGGUGCUGCAAGAGACAUCCACAAUGCCUCCGAAGUUUGAUCCCGAGGAGAUCCACAUCGUGACAGUGCGGUGCUGGGGCCAACGCCUCCCUCCCCCCAACAUCUUGGCCAGCAAGAUCGGGCCGCUGCAGCUGUGCCCGAAGAUCGUGUGUCAGCAGAUCUGCGAGGCCACCCAGGACUGGCCAGGUCAGAAGGUCACGGUUCGGAUCACGGUGCAGAACCGGCAGUGCAAGACGGAGGUGGUGCCGUCCGCCGCCGCGCACCUCAUCCGGGUUCUCAAGCAGCCGCACAGGGAGAGGGUCGAGGGCCACCGUGGGAACUUGGCCUUUCACGAGAUCCUUGAAAUCGCCCGACAGAUGGCACCCCGCUCGAUGGCCAAGACGCUCGCUGGCACUGUCAAGAUGGUGCUCGGGACGGCACAGAGCAUCGGGUGCCUCGUGGACGGUGAGCACCCUCGCAGUGUCACCGAAAAAGUGAACGCCGGCAGCAUUUUCGUUCCACUUGAAUAGAAAACGGGCGACGGCUCCCCACGCCAUGUGAAAAACUCCUAAAUUGAAGCUGGAACUGAACAAGAUCUGAAUAAGCGUUUUUUUUUCAAGAUGGAUUUAAUUUUCUGUUCAGUGUGGUGCUGUUUUGAGUUCAACGCUGGUGAGGGGUAUGUUGAUUCCCUCCUCCCCCUUUUUUAUAUGUAGGGAUUGAUUUGAUUUAAAUGUUAGGGGGAUUGUCGAUGAUUAAAAGGCAAGGUGAUUUUUUGUUUUAUGGCCUCUAGGUUAUAAAAGGUGUGGAUUAAUUUUAUAAUUAAAAUUUAUUUUUCUUUGUGCAUCGUCAGUGACUAAUAAUAUGUCAUGAUGACUAAGUAUGCUAAUUAAGUUGUUUUUUUUAAUCGUCCAGUACUAAUGAAAUGGAUCAAUAA
Penaeus monodon (black tiger shrimp) is the source of this 1008-nucleotide messenger RNA. Its product is annotated as 60S ribosomal protein L12-like. The transcript has 4 exons. The record is from RefSeq and is a predicted model, not a curated record. Gene Ontology annotation, biological process: translation. Gene Ontology annotation, cellular component: cytosolic large ribosomal subunit; ribosome. Bases 119 to 604 code for a protein of 161 amino acids. Gene Ontology annotation, molecular function: structural constituent of ribosome; large ribosomal subunit rRNA binding. Lineage: Eukaryota; Metazoa; Arthropoda; Malacostraca; Decapoda; Penaeidae.